This is a messenger RNA of Closterium sp. NIES-65, 5436 nucleotides long. Lineage: Eukaryota; Viridiplantae; Streptophyta; Zygnematophyceae; Desmidiales; Closteriaceae. The record is from the annotation of a GenBank genome assembly.
AUGGCUACCCCUAGUGUCCUCGCUUUUGACGCUGAGGGUCGAGCCAUUGACUUUGAGGUCUGGGUCGACGACCUGCAGCUGUUUUUACAGUGCGAUAGGGCGGACGGUCUUUCUCUCUUUGACCUCACCUCUGGCGCCUCCCCUGCUCCUGCUGCUGAUGCUGACCCCACUGUUCGCUCUCAGUGGGCCACCCACGAUGCUGCUGCAUGUCUUGCUGUGCGUCGCCACCUGCCUACCACUGAGCGCGCGCACUUUAGUCAGUACAAGAGUGCUCAGACCUUGGACCACUUCCUCUCAGUCUGUCCCACCACCCUCACUGUCGACCUCCUCGAGAAGGCCCUCCUAGCGGCGGAGAAGAGCAUAGUCGCUGUAGGAGCCUCUCGUGGUGACCCGCGCACCCCCAUCUUUGAGGGGUGUUCUCCUUCCCCCCUGCUGCCCUCUGUUGCCUCUGCUGCUGCUGCCGACCUGCUUGGUCUUGAGUCGGUCGGCGCGGCGUCUGCCCCUAGCGGGAGACGCCGCCCUGGCAAGGGCAAAGGGGGCAAGGGCGCGGGUGGAGCUGGCGGGGGCGGUGGAGGUGGCAGUGGCGGUGGCGGAGGGAGUGGGGGUGGCGGUGGGAGUGGUGGUGGGGGUGGUGGUGGUGGUGGUGGCGGCAGCGGAGGCGGCGGCGGGAGCGGAGGUGGAGGUGGCGGUGGGAGCGGAGGCGGCGGUGGUGGCGGAGGUGGAGGCGGCGGUGGCGGAGGAGGUGGAGCCGGUCGGGGUAGUGCCCAGCAGCGGAGCGGCUCUGGUGGUGGUCCGCGCCAGCAGCAGCAGCAGCAGCAGCGUUCUCGGGACAUCCCCCCGCCUCAGCAGCUCCGUGAGUGGUACACGCAGCGACAGCGUGGUGGGGGUCUUGGCCCGUGCACCUACGUUCUUCGUUUCAGCGACCGCGCGGAUGAGCAGUGUGGGGGUGCCCACUCCACCCAGCGCUACUUUGGCCGCCUGACGGACGCUUGGUGUCAGCAGUUCCCCGAGGCUAGUGAGAUUCCCCGCUGGGGAGAGCUGUCUAGGGCUGGCGUAGCGAUCUUUGAUCUUGACUUUGGUGCUAUCCUUGCUGCCAUAUAUGCUGUGACUAUUAGUGAUGAGGGUGACUGUUACCGGUGUUUCCCGCCCGACCCGGGCAUUGGUACUGCUGCGCUAGGUGCUUGUGAGGCUGCUGCUCUAGGUGCCAGUGCGUCUGCACUCUCAGGUGCAGGUGAGGCUGCGCUCUCAGGUACUGCGUCGGCUUCGGCCUCCCUCACCUUCACACUUGACUCAGGGGCUUCUCGCUCCUUCUUUCGAGACCGCACCACACUCACGCCGCUUAGUCGGCCGGUUGCAGUCUCCCUGGCUGACCCCUCUGGGGGUCCUGUCCUCGCUCACUUCUCCACUGUCCUCCCGUGUCCGGCUGCCCCCUCGGGCACCCUGUCAGGUCUGUACCUCCCCUCGUUCUCGACGAACUUGGUGAGUGGUGCUGACCUGCAGGAUGCGGGGGUUCACCAGUUUACUCCUGCGAGUCAGCGGGGGACCCACUGCUCGGACGCCCGCACAGGCCGACACCUAGCCACGUUUUCGCGUCGGCCCGGGUCGAGUCUCUACACCCUGACCAUUGAGUCUCCUCCAGUCCCUGCGUCUAGCCAGGUAGCUGCGUCGGGUCAGGUGUUUGCUGCUGCGUCCAGGUCUGGUCCUGAGUCUGCCCCCUGCUCGUGUCGCCUCCUGUCUCACGAGACUCUCUUGUGGCACCACCGUCUUGGCCACCCCUCCUUGCCUCAUCUUCGGGGCAUGGCUUCCCGUGUCCUUGUCUCUGGUCUCCCCCGGUCUCUCCCUCCCCUUCCUUUGGGGCCAAGACCUUCCUGUGUCCCCUGUGUCGAGGGGCGGCUCCGGGCUGCCCCUCACUCCUCCCAGUUUCCCCCGAGAGAGGCUCCUCUGCAGACGCUUCACAUGGACGUGUGGGGCCCAGCCCGCGUCCGUGGACAGGGUCACGAGCGCUACUUCCUGCUGGUGGUUGACGACUACUCGCGUUACACCACGGUCUUCCCCUUGCGCAGCAAGGGUGAUGUCACUGGGGUGUUGAUCGACUGGAUCCGCGCAGCUCGUCUCCAGCUCAGGAGGAGCUUCGGCUCGGACUUUCCUGUUCUGCGUCUGCACUCUGACCGAGGCGGAGAGUUCUCCUCUGGCCUUCUGCGAGCCUACUGUCGGGCACGAGGCAUCCGCCAGACCUUCACGCUUCCGGACUCUCCACAGCAGAAUGGGAUUGCUGAGCACCGCAUUGGCAUGGUCAUGGACGUCGCUCGUACGUCCAUGAUGCAUGCGGCUGCCCCCCAUUUUCUGUGGCCGUUUGCGGUUGAGUACGCGGCGCAUCAGCUCAACCUUCACCCCAGGGUCUCCCGGCCGGAGACCUCCCCAGCUCUGCUGUGGACGGGGAAGGUUGGCGAUGCGUCUGCGUUCCGUGUCUGGGGAUCUCGGGCGUUUGUCCGCAACUUGUCUGCGGACAAGCUGUCCCCUCGUGCUGCUCCCUGUGUCUUCCUAGGCUUCCCCCCUGACGCCCCAGGGUGGCAGUUCUACCACCCCUCCUCUCGUCGUGUUCUGUCCUCCCAGGACGUCACGUUCGACGAGUCUGUCCCCUUCUACCGCCUCUUCCCCUACCGCACUCCUUCCCUCCCCCCGCCACCGCUCUUCCUUGUGCCAGUUCCCCCCCCGGUAGACCCCCUCCCCCCUCAGGGUCCUGCCCCUUCACGUGUGUCCCAGGUCGAUGUAGUUAAGCCGGUCGAGGUUGCUGGUGACUCAGGUACUGGUGGGGGUGCUGAGCCUGGGGUCGUUGCGCCUGGGGGUGCUGACUCUGUGGGUGCUGAGUCUGGGGGUGCUGAGCCUGGGGGUGCUGACUUUGGGGGUGCUGACCUGGGGGUGCUGCCUCUAGGGGUGCUGCGCGCGAGGGUGCUGAGCCUUGGGGUGCUGCGUCUUGAGCUGCUGAGCCUAGAGGAGCUGCGUGAGUGGUUUGCUCGCCGCUGGAGGCGUACGGCUGGAGCUGGCGCUUCUUCGACCGCUGAGGGUGCUGGUGCCGCCGGUCCCGGAGCUGCUGGGCCUGCGGGUCCGCCUGGAGCUGGAACUGCUGAGGGUGCUGGUUUUGAGACUACUACUGUCAGUCCUGGUGGUGGUCGUACUGCGGGUGCUGCUGGUGCUACUGGAGGUCCUGCCGCUGAAGGUGCUGUUGGCGCUGGUGCUGCCGAAGGUGCUGAGGGUGCUGGUGCUGUCCCUGCUGUGUCUGGAGCUACAGCGCGGCCUCGGCCGUACUUUGUUCCGCUUCUUCAACAGGUUCUUGGUCUUCCUCCUCUCUUAGAGUGUCCACCGCCUGUCCAGUCGCAGUCACAGUUACCGCCGGCCUCCCCACUGCCUUCUCCUUCACCUUACACUGGCCCUACUGGAGGUCUUGCUGAGCGACGUGAGCUUGCGUCUCGUCCUGCGUCGCCUGUUCGUGCGGCUCGCACUAGUGGUCGGAGUUUGCAUCAGCGUCCUCCUCCUGUCCCUGGCACGCACCGGAUGUCUCUGCGUCCGUCCACUGCUUCUCUACGUGCCCCUUUGCCCUCUCCUCCUGAGUCCUCUCUUCCUGCGCUUCCCGACCCUGAGUCGGACUCUUUUCGUGCUACCAGUCCUACUGUCACGCGUCUCCUUGCUACUGUCGUCACUGACCCCUCCUUUGAGUCCACUGCUGCGUCUGCUCUUGUUGCUGAGCUCGUCGACUUUGCUGCUCGCUGUCGUCUAGACUACGCUGCUAGUCUUGUUGCUGAGUCUGCGUCUGUCUGUCCUCCGUCCGUCGGGGGUGAGUGUGCUCUUGGCACGGACGUCCUUGAGGACAGGCAGGAGGAGUUUCAGUAUCUGGCUACUGCUUCACCUCAUCUCGCGUCUGUACUGCUUGCCCCUGAGGGAGACCAGGAUGCACUACACAUCCCGACUCCGCGCUCUUACGCGGAGGCCGUAGAGGGUCCCUACUCGUCUCAGUGGCAGGCAGCUAUGGAUGCAGAGAUGGCUUCCUGGAAGUCCACAGGCACCUACGUAGACGCGGUUCCCCCUCCUGGGGCGAACAUCGUCAGUGGCAUGUGGAUCUUCAGGGUGAAGCGGCCGCCGAGCUCUCCACCUGUCUUCAAGGCGCGGUACGUGGCUCGUGGCUUCAGUCAGCGGCAGGGAGUUGACUACUUUCAGACCUUCUCUCCCACCCCGAAGAUGACCACUCUUCGGGUGCUGCUGCACAUAGCCGCUCAGCGCGACUAUGAGCUCCACUCUCUUGACUUCAGCACUGCUUUCUUGCAGGGCAGCCUGCACGAGGAGAUCUGGCUGCGCCGUCCACCUGGCUUCACUGGGACUUUCCCUACUGGCACCUAUGCUGACCCGUCGUUGUUUCUGCGCACCGACACUUCUCUGCCGCCGUUCUACAUCCUCGUGUACGUCGACGACUUGGUCUUUGCCACAGCGGACACUGCUGGACUCGCCUACGUGAAGUCCGAGCUGCAGAAGAGACACACGUGCACAGACCUGGGUGAACUGCGCAGCUACCUUGGCUUGCAGAUCACUCGGGACAGAGCACGCCGCACCAUUACCUUGACUCAGUCACACAUGGUGCAGCAGGUCCUUCAGCGCUUCGGCUUCACGUACUCCUCGCCUCAGGCCACUCCUCUGCCUACUCGCCACUCGCUCUCAGCUCUGCCUUCGGAUGAGUCCGUAGAGUCGAGUGGCCCGUACCCAGAGCUUGUUGGCUGCCUCAUGUACCUGAUGACCUGCACACGACCUGACCUUGCAUACCCUCUUAGCAUUCUUGCACGCUAUGUUGCUCCUGGGAGACACCGACCAGAGCACAUGGCUGCAGCGAAGAGGGUGUUGCGCUACUUGUGCAGUACGUCGGGCAUGGGGCUAGUGCUUGGAGGGCGGAGUCCAGUGGUCCUCAGUGGGCACGCGGACGCUUCUUGGGCUGACGACCAGGCUACUCAGCGGUCGUCGCAGGGUUACACCUUCAGUCUUGGUUCCGGCUCUGUUUCGUGGCGGGCUACUCGCUCGUCUUCUGUUCUCGGCUCCAGUUGUGAGGCUGAGAUCUACGCCGGGGCCAUGGCUGCUCAGGAGCUUCGCUGGCUCACCUACCUGCUGACUGACCUUGGAGAGCCACCUCGUUCUCCUCCAGUGUUGUACGUAGACAAGAAGGCCAUGCUGGCCUUGUGUCAAGAGCAGCGCCUGGAGCACAGAACGAAGCACAUUGCUCUCCGCUACUUUCUUGCUCGUGAGCUGCAGCAGCGUGGUCAGUUGCGACUUGCGUACGUGGCCUCUGAGGCCAACACUGCUGAUGUCUUCACCAAGGCACUUCCGCCUUGUGAUCAUCAGCGUUUCUGCACUCAGUUGGGACUUGUCCCAGUCUUGCCUCACUUGCUCACCUCUUGA